AUGGCGACGAUCCAACAUUGGGUAUGGUAUUGGCAGCCGAUGAUAAUUCUCUAUGGGAAAAUUUCCCGCCAUUUCUUAACGAUUCAGAACUUGUACCAGAAGCUGAUCGAAGACACGUUCUGUUUAUGUAAAAUGAUCUCGCAAUUGGAAGGAAUGGAAAGUUGCGAUGAUCACAGUUAUGCUGCCUUGUCACCGUUAAGUUCACCCCGUGAAGGUUCACUCAGUCAUGGCAGUACUUCACCAACAAACACGUCCUGUUCAGAAGGUUCAUCAUAUCGGCUGGAUAUCCUCGAAGCGGCUAGCCAAGAGCUUUUUACGCAAACUUCCUUUGAUGAUGUGAAACCAGAAGCUCCUACUCAGCCCACAACAGCCACAACAUCCACCACGGCUCGUACUCAAUUCACUCCGUACCGUCUUCAGCCAGUUUCCAGCCAAAAGAACCGAGCUCCAACGCUCACCACACGCCCUGUCACUCAACGACCAGCGCCAGUCGUCAGAUUUAGUACGUCUAUUUUGACCGUGAAUUACCCACGCAAGUAG
Messenger RNA from Cooperia oncophora, 540 nucleotides. The record is from the annotation of a GenBank genome assembly. NCBI's taxonomy places the organism in Eukaryota, Metazoa, Nematoda, Chromadorea, Rhabditida, Trichostrongylidae.